AUGAGGGUGGCUCCAAAACGAUCCCGACAGCUGGCCAAAUUGCUGUGCUUUUCAGCUGCACCUGUGGCUCUUCCCAGCUUACUCUUUGCCCAGUCCAGCAAGAUGGAUACAAGCGCUGGAGCCAGCCCAAUGUGGGAGGACAUGUGGUCCAAGGGUUUGAAGCCGAAGGAGAAGUUCGAUGUUGGCGAGGCAUCGCCAACGUUGAUGGAAGUGCUGGAGCUCAAGUCAUUGGGUGACUGCAAAGGCAAGAAAGCUCUAGUGCCUGGUUGCGGCCGCGCCUACGAUGCGAUUGCGCUCGCCGAGUAUGGCUUUGACAGUGUCGUUGCUGUGGAUAUCUCUGCCACAGCGGUUGAGUCUGCCAAAGCAUUUCUAGCAGAAAGCAAGAGCCCAGCAGCAGACAAAAUCGAGAUCAUCUGUGCCGACUUCUUCACGUUUGACUUGGAGCCCAAGGCAGAUGUCAUUUGGGACUGCACUUUUCUAUGUGCACUUGAUCCCUCAGUGCGCAGUGCAUGGGCCAAGAAGACCCUCUCCAAUUUGCAGCCUGAAGGGACGCUGUUGACGUGCAUCUUCCCGAUCUGCGACAAGGAAGGCGGUCCUCCAUUCGCAAUGUCCGUUCCCCUGGUGCGGUCGAUUCUGGAGCCUGAAGGUUUUCAGGCGGCCGAGAUUCGGGAGGAUGCAGCAAAGCACACUGCGGGUGGCUUCGCAGCAUCCACAGCCUUAGGAAGGGAUGAGCUUCAAGUCCGAGGGGUGAUCCAUGGUGAUCCAUUGGCAAUGGAAUUGACCAAAUAUGGUGGAUUCUUGCCGCGCUUGAUCGCGCUUUAUCGGGGUGUGUACCGCCGCGGGCCCACCGUGCGCUUUGCAGCCACUGUGAGUCUGCAAUGUGCUGGAAAGACCAAUGCUGGAAAGCUGGCUGGUGCGAUCUCCCAGCGGAUCCGCUCUGACAAUUUGGUGCAGAUUGAGAUGAUUGGUCCAGAAGCGGUGUAUACCGCAAUCAAGUCCGUCAUCAUCGCAGGGGAGUAUGCCAAACAGGAUAUCGAAGACAAAGUCCUAGCAGUACGGCAAGAGUUGGUGCAACUGAAAGACCGGGUGGCACCAAGUGGUCGAACCACCGACUCUACUGCGCCAAGCUGGCUGGAAUUCGGGUUGCGGAUGCAUGUGGCUGCCGUGGAGCCCUUCAAAGAGAUCGAUCAUGAGACCACCUACAUCAGUGGCGACACAAAUCCUGGUGUUGCUGCUGGGUUGCUUUGCAGGCUGGUUGAGACCAAGGGUAUGGCUCCAGUUGCAUGCAUGGGGACUGCAGCCACUUCCAAGGCCCUCAAGGCUUUUAUCAUCACAGAGGACUACCUGGGAAGAAACAACAACCUGGGUGACAAUGUCCUAGCAUUCCAAGUUCGGAAGGACUGGUUCAAAGAAAACGGUGAGGACCGCACUCGCUUGGUCUUCUUCUGCGGUCUUGUGCCACGGACAGUCUAUGCCGCCACGUGA
Molecule: messenger RNA, 1485 nt
Organism: Cladocopium goreaui
Lineage: Eukaryota; Dinophyceae; Suessiales; Symbiodiniaceae
Source: the annotation of a GenBank genome assembly